GCCAGGGCCGGCGCGGGCAGGGCUGCUGGGCGGAGGCAGACGCCAUGUCAGCCCGGGGAGUGGUGCUGCUGCUGUCCUGGCUGAGCUGCUGCGGCUUGGCCCUGUGGAGGUACUCCAUUAACAGCAAAAAUUUCCUCAUUUUUAAUACCAGGAGUACUAUUAAGUUAGAAUAUGAAGGAACAUCAUUUUCUGAGUGGAGUGUGCCACAGACUUGCUCUAUAAAAGACAAAAGCUCACCUCGGACAGAGUUGCGUUGUUCUUCUGCUGGUGUUCAGACUAUAAAACCAAUUGUUACAGGCCCAGAUGUAGAAGAAGAACGCUACUUAUCUAUAGCCAACUCUUAUAUUUGCUUUCUGUGGUAUUAUCAUGUUACGAUUGAAAGUGCUGAUAACUAAAUUUCAUCAAUUCCUCCAGGCUACUCAUUUAGCUAUUCCUCUCCAAAUUACUGUUACCUCCCCAGAAUCUGAUCAAGAAUCAAGCAUUGGGUCUCUGCUAUUUAUGAAACUGGCAGACUUGUAUCCUUAUUGGAAGUUUCAGAGAUGCUAAUCACCAGCCUCCCCUCUGAAGUUCUGAACUAGUUGAGACAUAGAUAAGGGAAAAUUUGGGGAUAAAAGUUACUGGUAUUUCUUUAUUGGAGAAUAGAACCUGCUUCUGUGGUCAACUGCGCUAAUGUCUACUUCCCUGAGAGACUGAGAAUCAUUAGAGACAAUCUGCCAAGAAAGUAUUUGUAGCCAGUUUCAUGAAUUUCUGAUUUCACUCACACAUGCUGAGUCUCAAGAACUGGUAAAAGAGAGGCCUUCAGACUACCCCAAUCCAGAUAUGAUCCCUCCAGUGUGGUGGGAAAGAAUUGGGGUGUAGGCUACAAGGGUGGGAAUGAAAGAAUUCACCAGAGACAGUGGGAACAGGGAAAGAAAGAUUUAUUGAUACACUGCUAAGAGAAGCAGUGGGCAAGAUAGAAGUUUGUGCAUGAAGAGGGAUUUGGGGCUCCCUAUUAUAACCUGUUUUACGUUGUUUUUUCAUGAUUGGGGAGUGCGUUUGGUCCAUUUAGUCCUGGAAUGUCAGGUCAUGGGUGUUCACCUUUGAACAGACUGUGUCCUUGCCCAGCUUCUGCAUUCCAGACAAAGUGAUCUGUCAUAUGGCCUGGUUCCCAUAGCAACCUUAUCAAUUCCCUUUAUCCCAAACCAUCCUGCUAGGCAAGGGGUGGGGGCUUAGAUUUCAACCUCAUUAAAUGAUACUCCAACAACCAGGAAAGCAAAAACAGGAGCAACACAUACCCAGAAUGGCUGUUAGCCCAAAGGAGAAAACUCAAUGGAAAUUAAGUGUUUCUCUGUUACAAAUAUUAAAAUAUUCAUAUCUAUCACAUACAAAAAUUUUAAAGAAUAAAAUGAGGCCAAUACCUGUGUAUCUAUUUGUAUAAGUCAGGACAUAGAGCAUUACCAGUACCUUAGAAUCUGCUUCAUGCCCCUAUCCAUCACAUCGUAUUCCUCUCCCAAGAGGAAAAGUAUGAAUCACUAUCCUGAAUAUUGUAUAAUAAAUUUGCUUUGUUUUGUUUAGUGUUUUGCCAACAGUAACUGACUGAAGUAAGCUGUUUAGUUCUGUCGUGUUUAGAAUGUUAUUUAAAUUGCAUCAUAUGGUAUGAUUUGCUUGUUUCACUAAAUAUUUUUGAGACUUACCCAUGUUUAAACAAGAAUCUUUAGUUCUUGCAUUGUUACUACUUUGAGUUAUUUUAUUUUAUGACUGUAUUUUCUUUUUUAUGACUGUAAAUGUGGUAUUUGCUUGCAAAAUAUAGUACCUUGUGACUGAGACUCUGAGUAGCCCUGGUAUUAACUGGGAACUUUUUAGAAGUUCAGAAUCUCAGACCUCCUUCCAGACCUGCUAGAUCAAAAAUAUACAUUUUAACAAGAUUGUGUCGACAUUUGGCAUUAUGUUUGGGAAGUACCAAUCUAAUGCACAUAAAUAAAAAUAUAAGUUUCUCUAAGAUAUCAAAGUAGAAUUGCCUAGAAAUAGGAUAUGCACUUGUUCAACUUCACUAGGAAAUACGUCAGUGAUUUUUGAAAUGAUUGUCCAAAUUUACAUCUACAUCGGCAGAUGAUAAAAAAUUUCAUUGUGUUACAGCCUCACUAACAUGUAAUAUUAUCUGAAAUUUAUUUCCAAUUUAGUACGUAUGAACUUACGUUAUUAUGCUUUUCAUUUCCAUUUACCUGAACACUAUUAAGCACAUUUCUAUAUAUUCAUGAGUAAUUGUUCUUCCUUCUCUGUUAAAUAUU
Molecule: messenger RNA, 2267 nt
Organism: Talpa occidentalis (Iberian mole)
Lineage: Eukaryota; Metazoa; Chordata; Mammalia; Eulipotyphla; Talpidae
Product: cation channel sperm-associated auxiliary subunit epsilon-like
Exons: 6
Coding region: 45-395 (116 amino acids)
Biological process (GO): sperm capacitation; flagellated sperm motility
Cellular component (GO): CatSper complex; sperm principal piece
Source: RefSeq, a predicted model, not a curated record